Molecule: messenger RNA, 1710 nt
Organism: Cucumis sativus (cucumber)
Lineage: Eukaryota; Viridiplantae; Streptophyta; Magnoliopsida; Cucurbitales; Cucurbitaceae
Product: F-box protein At1g67340
Exons: 3
Coding region: 177-1325 (382 amino acids)
Molecular function (GO): protein binding
Source: RefSeq, a predicted model, not a curated record
UGGGAGUGUUAUAGUUUGGUCUAACUAUAUAAAGCUUGGCAUUUGCUUUUUGGGUUUUACCCUAAAGGAAGGAAGAGAGAAAAAAAACAAAGAAAUUGGUGGAUUUAAUAAGAGGGAACAGCCACAAACAAAAGAGGCUGAAACAAGAAUCAUCAUCUUCUUCAUCAUCCUCCUCCAUGAGAACUCGAACAGGUCUAUCUUAUCCUCCACUUCAACCUACAGCCUUUGCUUCCGGCAACCGGAAAAGAAAACACCAUGUUGCAGCCGACCGACCCUUUUGCCGCAAAAGAAACAAGCUCUCUUACCACAUCAAAACACCCACCUCCGAUUUGUUCGAUUCUUUGCCGGACGACCUCGUCAUUACUAUUCUCUCUAAUCUCAGCUCCGCCGCUUCUUCCCCCUCCGAUUUCAUCAAUAUCUUACUAACAUGCAAGAGAUUAAACAAUUUAGGACUUAAUCCCAUGGUUCUAUCAAGAGCUUCUCAGAAGACUUUCGCAAUUAGGGCAAAGAAUUGGACGGAAUCCGCUCACCGGUUCCUGAAACAGUGCUCAGAUGCCGGAAAUGUCGAGGCCUGUUAUACACUUGGCAUGAUUCGUUUCUACUGUUUGCAAAAUCGUGGUAGCGGAGCUUCGUUAAUGGCGAAGGCGGCGAUUUGUUCGCACGCGCCGGCUCUUUACUCACUCGCCGUCAUUCAGUUCAAUGGUAGCGGCGGAUCCAAGAACGACAAGGACCUCCGCGCCGGAGUCGCACUUUGCGCACGUGCAGCGUUUCUCGGCCACAUCGACGCCCUUAGAGAGCUUGGCCAUUGCCUUCAAGACGGUUACGGAGUUCGCCAAAACAUAACGGAAGGUCGUCGGUUUCUCGUUCAGGCCAACGCGCGUGAACUCGCCGCCGUGCUUUCCUCCGAGGCGGCUUCCUCCGUUGCCGCAUCGCGCUCGUGCCUCACGUGGAACACUCAACCUCCUCACCACCGGCACGUCACCGGCUCGGGAUGUCCCUUGUUAAGUGAUUUCGGUUGCAAUAUUCCGGCACCGGAGGCUCAUCCGGCAAGUCAGUUUUUAGCCGAAUGGUUCGAGGCACGUGGGGGGUCGCCCGGGAAUGGGCUGAGGCUAUGUUCGCACGUGGGGUGUGGACGUCCAGAAACGAGACGACAUGAGUUCCGUCGGUGUUCCGUUUGUGGUGCUGUUAAUUACUGCUCACGUGCGUGUCAGGCGCUUGAUUGGAAACUCCGCCAUAAAAUCGAUUGUGCUCCGGUGGAACGUUGGCUUGAUGAUAACGGUGACGGUAUGGACGAUGUGGCCGAUGAUAUCAUGGACGAAAGUUAAAAUGAGAAAUUUUUAAAACGUUAGUUGACGGUGACGAGUGCUGUUUAUAAACGUUGGCGGCUUCUCGUAAUUUUAGUCGAAGAGACGUAAAAGUAAAGGGAGAGAAUAAAAAAAGAAAGAAGAAAAGAAAAAAAAGAACGGCCAAUUUUCCUUUUAAGAUAUUAAAUUUAUCUUAUAACGAUGGCAAUGGAAUCGGCGCGGCGGGGCUGUUAAUGGCCUUUUUUGUGUACAGGGUGGCGGUGCGUUUUUAUUUAUUUUUUCAAUGUGGAGAAACCGGUGGGUUAAUUUUUGUACUAUAGAGGAAUCAGUAUUUUACCACCAACUCCCUCUUGUUUUCGUUCAUUUUAAUUUUUAAAUUAACCAUUCCUAUUUUUUAUUUCUUUUA